Messenger RNA from Spodoptera litura, 5969 nucleotides. RefSeq names its product JNK-interacting protein syd (gene syd). Gene Ontology annotation, biological process: vesicle-mediated transport. Gene Ontology annotation, molecular function: kinesin binding; signaling receptor complex adaptor activity; JUN kinase binding. Gene Ontology annotation, cellular component: cytoplasm. The record is from RefSeq and is a predicted model, not a curated record. Lineage: Eukaryota; Metazoa; Arthropoda; Insecta; Lepidoptera; Noctuidae.
CUUUUUUUUUUAACAGUCAGCAAAAAGACCUCAAUCAGACAAGACAUGGUGUGAACGAAAAUCUAUUUUCUUUCAUAUAUUUACGCAGUCAGAACAGACUAGAAUUUUAGUGACCUUAUUUAUUCAAAGAAAGAAAAUAAAAUGUAAAACUCGUAUUUUAAAUAAUGUAGAAUAUUGCCUUAUGGAGAAGUUUUUUGGAUCCACUCAUCGAUCGCGUCAUCAAAUAAUAUUAUCCAUUACUUUAGCUACAUCUAAUCAUGUUUGAAGAAAAUAUUAAUUGAACGCCCUUGUGUAGAAAUAGAUGAAGUGACUUCGAAUUUGUUAAAUUUCUGCUGUUCGUUUCCAAAAUGUACGAAGACAAUACAGAGACGGUUUAUGGGACCCAUGAAGACUCCCACGUUGUGAUGUCAGAAAAGGUCCAGUCCCUGGCUGGAAGCAUAUACCAGGAGUUCGAACGCAUGAUAGCUCGGUAUGACGAAGAUGUCGUGAAGACGCUUAUGCCACUCUUGGUGAACGUACUUGAGUGCUUGGAUUCUGCUUAUCAGACCAACCAGGAACAUGAAGUCGAGCUGGAGUUGCUGCGCGAAGAUAAUGAACAACUGGUCACGCAAUACGAGCGCGAGAAGGCAGCGAGGAAGCAUGCGGAGCAGAAGUUGCUGGAAGCGGAAGAUCACUUCGAAGGAGAGAGGAAGGAUCUAUCCGGCCGAAUGGAAGCUCUAGACAGUAUUGUCAGAAUGUUGGAGCUGAAACAUAAGAACUCGUUGGACCACGCCAGCAGACUUGAAGAACGAGAAAAUGAACUAAAGAAGGAAUAUUCGAAACUCCACGAGCGAUACAAUGAGCUGUUCAAGACCCAUGUGGACUACAUGGAACGCACCAAGUUGCUGAUGAGCACAGCCAGCGACAGAGGAGAGGUCCGCGGAAGACUUGGCCUCAAUCCUAUGCGUUCUAGUGGUCCGAUAUCGUUCGGGUUUGCAUCGCUGGAGAGUUCGAUGCACAAUGUGGAACAAACUGAGAGUAUGCCUGGUAGUCCUGUCAGCUUAUCUUCCUCGCCUCCCUCUCCACCAACCGGCUCCGACUUAGCAGCAGUGAGGACUGUUGAAUGCGCCCACCAGACAGAUCCAAUCACGCAGCAAAGCCAGGCUACAUCACCAGUGGCACCGCCUAACGCUCCUAACACUGGUAAAUCUCAAACAAAGAGCGAGAAACGAAGCGGCAACACGUUGUACCAAGAGCUCGCGUUCCAGGAUGUAGAUCCGGGCAUUGCUGAAGGUGAAGACGCUGACAUCACAGGUAGUUGGGUUCAUCCUGGUGAAUACGCAUCUUCUGUUAACGACAAUUACUUUGGAAUGGGGAAAGAAGUAGAGAAUCUGAUCCUCGAGAAUAACGAGCUGUUAGCCACGAAGAAUGCGUUGAACGUCGUGAAAGAUGACCUCAUAGUGAAAGUAGACGAAAUGAUGGGAGAGCUGGAAAUCUUGAGAGAGGAGGUUGCUAACCUCAGCUCCGCCAGGGAGAAGUUACGUAACAGAGUCACCGAGUUAGAAGAGGAAGUGAGACAUUUGAAGGAGACGGUGAGCUCAAACGCGGGCGGUGGUGACAACAACGAGGACGAAGCCGAUGUACCAAUGGCGCAGCGCAGGCGCUUCACCCGUGUUGAAAUGGCACGGGUUCUAAUGGAACGUAAUCAAUACAAGGAACGUUUCAUGGAACUGCAAGAUGCCGUUCGCUGGACUGAGAUGGUGCGAGCCAGUCGCGUUGACUCUACAGUGGAUAAGAAAAAUAAGCAAACUAUUUGGAAGUUUUUUAGUAACCUUUUCAGUACCAGCGAACGUCCACAACGUCCAUUAUCAACGCCUCAUCUUCGUGCGGUAGCGGCACCGCAACCCGCGCUGCGUCAUUCGAGGACACAAGCAGACUUCUUUGAAACCCAGCUAACGGACCAUCACCAUUCCAGACGCCAUGAAAGAAGCGAGCAGUUCCGUCAGGUGCGGGCUCACGUUCGCAAAGAAGACGGGCGCACCCAGGCUUACGGUUGGAGCUUGCCGAGCAAGAGCGGUCAAGGGCCUAAAGGCCCCAGCUCUUGCACCUCACUGUCAUCUGGUGGGGUCCCCGUACCCGUGCCAGUGUUUUGCAGACCAAUAGCAGAAAACGAGCCGCGUAUGACGCUGUUAUGCGCCGCUGCCGUCAAUCUGAACGGAGGCCGAACUCCCGACGGUGGAUGUAUGGUUGGAGAGAGCGUCUUCUAUGCGAACCCAGAGGAUAAAACUGAGAACACCAUGUCGCUUGCGUACGAGAUGAACAAGGCUCAGUCGGUGCAUUCGCCAGAGGUGGAGGAAAUAAACCAACAGUUGCAGUCCACACAGAGCGUUGAGUAUACAGAGAAAAACCUAUCUUCUCUCGUUUGGAUAUGUUCCAGCAACCAAAAUAAAGGGAUUGUUAUGAUUAUCGAUGCGAACAAUCCGGCUGAGGUUAUAGAAUCGUUCCCGGUGACUGACAAACACAUUCUGUGUGUUGCGUCUGUGCCCGGCGCAGUCGCUGAGGACUACCGUGAUUACCAAGAAAGAGCCGCGGGAGCCGUUGAUAAACGUCAUACUUAUGGAUUCGGUGCCGGCAGGGUGGAUUCUGUAGACGUACACAAUAAGCCUAAUGUCACCGACGAGAACGGCGACUCAGACACAUUUGUCGUUGGAACUACUCGCUUAGUAAAAGCAACGAUCUUGACACCGCCGAGCACGCCAGUAAAUGAGCCCGAAACUGCACCAGAACCUCAGAAUCAAGAGGCACCUAAAAACAACGAGGAGCCUGACUCUGUACACCCCGACAGCCCGCCACUCAGCUCCACGCCUAUCAAUGGAGGUCUUUUGAACUCUCCCGAGCCAGGGGUUGAAGCAUUUGCUCAGCAACAAUCAAAGACGGAGACACAACCGGAGCAGGAGCGCAAGAUGUCGACUGUCAUGGCGACCAUGUGGCUAGGCACCAAGAGUGGCAACCUCUAUGUACAUUCUGCUGUUGGAAACUACAAGAAGUGCUUAGCCAGAGUAAAGCUAAAUGAUGCCAUAUUAUCCAUAGUAGCUUGCGCCUCCCGAAGCAUUGUAGCGCUCGCCGACGGCACCGUAGCAAUAUUCUCGAGACACGCGGACGGACAGUGGGACUUUGGACAGUAUUGGUUGCUCACCCUGGGUGACCCUAAAUGUUCUGUUCGCUGUCUAAGCGCCGUGGGCUGCACUGUGUGGUGCGGGUACCGUAACAAGGUGCACGUCAUAGAACCUCGCUCUCGUCUGUUGCUGCAUUCGCUGGAAGCUCAUCCGCGGCAGGAGAGUCAAGUAAGACAGAUGGCCUGCGAUGGUGAUGGAGUCUGGGUUUCAAUCAAAAUGGAUUCCACCCUGCGUUUGUAUCAUGCACAUACAUACCAACAUUUGAAGGAUGUUGAUAUUGAGCCGUACGUGAGCAAAAUGCUGGGUACUGGGAAACUUGGCUUCUCCCUAGUCAGGAUCACAGCUUUGUUGAUUAGUUCAGGGCGGCUCUGGAUUGGUACAAGUAACGGCGUGGUAAUAUCGGUGCCGCUCUCAGAAGGAUCUAGUCGUGAUUCCAUCGGACCACAACCGUCUACUUCACGGUCGCCUGCCCAAACUGCCAUAGCCGCCUGUCCGACUGGCAAUAUUCCAUGGUGUUCGAUGGCCCAUGCCCAACUAAGCUUCCAUGGACAUCGUGACGCCGUUACUUUCUUCGUAGCAGUGCCCGGAGUGGCUGGAUCCCCCGCACGCACUCCUGAAUCUCCUCGAAGGCAUUCGCCGACCAUACCACCCAUGUUGGUCAUAUCGGGUGGCGAAGGAUAUAUUGAUUUUAGAAUAGCCGACUCGGAAAUGGAAGACAGUGUAGUAGUCGCGGAGGACGGAUCAUCGAGUGGUCACAGUUCUUUGGCCGACCGGGCUUCCAAGAGCCAUUUGAUAGUGUGGCAAGUUGCGACCGCCUAACGCAGGGCCAGCCGUGUGCGACUUGACUCCGAUUCGGACUAUGUGUAUGUGUGUACGUCCACCAAACCAGCGACGCUCAUCAACGCGUAAGUUACAUCAUAAUUUUAUGAUGUAAAUAGGACGACGGUUAUGGAGAUGCAUGGAGUAGACAUGUUGUUAUUUUGUAAAGUUGAACAAUGUUCUGUGCAUGAACUGUAGCAGUGGUGUUCAGUCAGUGUCAGGUAUAUUGGGAUAUUCAGGUUACAGAAGCAACUAAAACACCAAAAUAUCGGUACACAGUACAUACAAAGUUACCAUUUAUAUAGCUUCGCCCAAAGCGUCGUAAAUAUCUGUGCACACACACUGUGCAAACACAAUUUUGGCGUUUUAAUUGCGUCUAUACCUUUGAGUAUCCUGAAUGUUCCUGUGUGUUAGAUGCUGACUGUAGUAGUUAUUUAGUUGAUGUCUAUUUUGAUACUACUAUAUGUUUAGUUACCUUUGUUAUUAUUUAAGUGAAUGUAUUGUUUUAUUUGUAAUUAUUACAUCAAGUUAUUAUGUAUACUAUGAUAAGUCACAAAACCAUACUAAAGAGUAAGUUUAACGGUUCAACAUGGAGCCUAGUAUAGGUAAUGACUAAUAUGUAAUAGCUUAAUGUGAAAGUUUUAUUUGUUACGUCUAUGUUCACCAAUGUGUUGUAUCCAGUAUUUAGUUCACAUUUAUGCUCACAUCUCCAAACCGUCGAACAAAAGGAUCAGCGAAGUGUCGGUCGAUCAGUAUUUUCAGUAAUGUUUUAUAUCUUAGGAGUUCGGUUGCAAUCGCAAUUAGGAAUUGAUUUAUGUGUUGGUCCUUCGUAUCCAUUUUUAUCCUAUUUGACAUUACUUAUUAAUAUAGGAUAUGCGUGUAUCUGGAAUUGAUAACAUCAGGAUUACGCAAACAUUCGUUAUAUCUCGUCUUAGAAUAGUUUAUCAGUAUAAACUCUAUCAUGAUGUAAUGUAAGUCUCUUAAAGUCAUCUAAGAAAUUAGUUCCCGUAAAUGUAAGUUCAUACAUAUCCUAAAUUAAUGAGAAAUGUGUAACUAAAUGUGUUGAUCAUGUCUCACUACACACGUCAUCGCUCGUCUGCAAUCGAUGUCUCACACGGCAUUAUACACUACUACAUUGUAUCAUUCAUAUAGUACUAUGUGUGCUUAAUAUUUAGCUAUAUUUCUUGGCGCUAUAGUCCUUAAUAUUGCUCACGUCAAGAGUCGUUUGGCCGAGGGAGAUAUAUUUUCUUUACAUCAUGUCUACCUCGGUACAAGCUUAAUCUCAUUAAAAUUAUGUACAAGAUGUAACCACCAAAUAAUACGUUUUAGUAGUGUUAGUUAGAUUAAAUGAAUAUAUUGAACAUUUUUAUAAUAUAGGUACGCAAUAGUGAUUAACUUCUCAAGGAAUGUGACCAUUUGAGCUGUGGUUGUCAUCGGCAUCACAAGUUUAGAACUUUAAUUUAUUAUUAGAAUUUUAUUUUAUUAUGUAAAGAAAUGAAAUUAUUUUUUUAGACGUGUUGCGGUGUACUUGCGUUUAUUGACUAUCAGUUUAAUCUGAAACGUUUUAAAAAUAUAUGUACACGGGAUGAUGAAUUUGUAAUCAACUUUCUCCGAAUAAAAUUUUGUAUCAAUAUGAUAUAGGAAUGACUUGGAAAGGAGAUAUGUUGUACCAAGUAACUAUAGUCGUCACAAAAUAAGAGGUUAACUCUGACAUUUGUCAGGCUAUGCCAGUAUAUAGAGUACAUUGCAGACUAUAACAUACCAUGAACGGACACUUAAAAAAUCGAAUUCAUAAUAUUUAUUCGUUACUACGUUAUUCAUAUAUUUUAAUAAAGAAUAUAAAUUAUAACUAUUAUAGGACAAUGCGAAGUAUGACCAGUUGUUCUUGGUUAACCGUUUCCAGAUCGAGCGUAGGUAUUUCAUAUUUACAAAAAUGGGAUAUUUUAAUAGAUUUGGUAUAUGAACUUUGUACUACAAUAUAUUAAAAAAUGAAAU